AUGUGGAGCCGGCUAGCCGAAGGUCUCGCCGACAUUGUGGCGCCUGAGGAGGGCUAUGCGCAGCAGAUCGAAGACACUACGGACCCGGACUUGGUUCUCGCCCGCUCGGAUGCGUCAUCUCCAUUUGUAUAUUUAAAUGAGUCUGCGGCGUCGCCAGCUACUGUCAAAGCGGAGGAGGACGAGCAGGAGCAAUAUAUACGCGACCUGGAGCGAGCGUUAAUCCAACAGAAGAAACAAAACAGAGCGCUGGAGGAUAAAGUUAAGAAAAUAAAGAUAAAGAGUCGGCAGGCCGACGAAGAUAAAAAAGAAGCACAAUUUAUGCUACAAAGUGAAUCACGCGAUCAGGAAGUCGAGAUCGCACCUAGACAGCAGAUCAAUACUAAUGCUGCCCAAUAUGCAGAACAUGACGAUAUUCGGACGUUGCAGACAAAAGAGGAACGUGUGUCUCGGGUAAAAUAUGAUCGACUUGUGCAAGAAUUGCAGCAGUCCCAAACCGAGGUCAAUACCUUGACAACAAAGUGUCAAGAUCAGGAGAAGGAGCUGGCAUCGCUGCGUGAUCAAGUGGAAGUAUUGCGGGUGGCUAAUGAGACGUUGCAACAGGACGAACAAGAGAUUCGCGUUCGAGCAGCUGAGUAUGAACAAGGGUAUGUAAAUUUACUGGAAGAGAUUGAGAAGAUGAAGACAACAAACGAAGAGAAGAAGAUGACGCUGAUAUCGAAGAGCAAAGAUCACGAGAAAUCGAUCGACAGUCAACGGCUGUAUGAUCUGGAAGCUCAGCUAGCAACUGCAGAAGCUGAUAAGGCGCUUGCUCAACUAGAUGCGGAGCGAUUGCAACGUGAUUUGAACGCCCUCGAAGACGUCCUUCACCAAUUCCAGAUGGAUAAUAAAGCUUACAAGGCGCGUAUAAUUAUUUUAGAAGCAGAACUCGAGCAGGCAACAAGCACUUUGCAGUCGUGCCAGCCUCUUUCGAAGCCUUUUGAAGGAGAAUGCAACGACUUCGAGCGGCUGAUGGAGAAACUCGAGAAAAAGUCGCGGGAGUGUGAGCAACUGCGCGAGGCUCUCGAACGCACAGCGACGCAGUACACCUCCGAGCGUGGGAUGGUGGACCAAAGGCUUGCUGCUCAGUUAGUGGUGGCAUAUGUGGAUAGCGACAAGAAGGGCGACAUACUCCACCUAAUGGCGCGAAUCCUGGACUUUACAGAAGAUCAGAAACGCCGUGUUGGCGUGGGCUACCCAAUCGAAGGUAAUGGUGGCGGUGGAAUCUUUUCUUCGAUAAUCGGACUCGUAGCUCCUGGCGGUGAAAGCGCUUCUAUCGAUCCAUCUGCAAUUGAGGGCAAGAAAUUCACGGACUUGUGGUCUGAUUUCUUGCUUGACGAAUCGUCGAACAAAUCAUAG
Peronospora matthiolae is the source of this 1395-nucleotide messenger RNA. Lineage: Eukaryota; Oomycota; Peronosporomycetes; Peronosporales; Peronosporaceae. The record is from the annotation of a GenBank genome assembly.